AUGCCUUGCUUGCGAGGGAUCGAACUGUCUCUCGUUAUUCAGCCAGACUCGGUGCUGCUACCUGAAUUUCCACACCCCGAUGCUUCCUCAGUUCACGUUGCAUCUGUAGCCGAAGCAGCUCGCAUGGUUCAAGAAAUUGAUGAGAUGCCUCCUGGCUUGGAGUCGCCUCGAAUCCAAAAGACGGCUCCAAGGGCCUCUGUCUAUAUCCCUUCUGCGCCUGGAUCACAGUUCUGGGUGCAGUAUUCCAUUCAUCGCCACCCGGAGCCUCCGUGUUACCUUUUCUUCAAACUGCUCAUAAAUGGCCGUAACAUUACGAGCUGUGGGAUUAAACCUGGUACAACGUCAGGCACAAUCACACGGGCCCUCUUUGAGCCAAGUGACAGAUGGUGCUUGAAGCAAGACGGAAUGCUGCUCAAACGAAGUGGGAUUGAAUCGCGGUCCUUUUGUUUCUCCCCUGGCCCCGAUGCAAUUGCUGCAGCCGAUGACGGUGGCCUAAUCGAAGUUCAAGUCUUUCGAGCAAAAAGCCGCCGGAGAAGUACUCCUCGAUUGACUGUUCACCGGGAUCAAGAACGAUAUGGGAUAAUAUCACCCUCAACGGGACUCCUUGAUCAUCCUGAAGAUGCAGUUUACUACGAGUGGGUUUUACAGGAUUCAACAGAAGCACCAUUUGCGACUUUUUGUUUUCAUUAUCGUGCUUGGGCUUAUCUGUUGGAUCUCAAUCUCGUAACAGAUAAUUACAACUCUCUGCUAUAUAACACCAGACUUUGGGAGGGGCAUGGAAGCAGCCAACAUAAAGCCACUACGCAUGGUAUGUUGGAGGUUCAAUCAACGACUUCACACGUGGGAUUGGAUUUGGAAUAUUACAGCAAAGACCAUGAUGUAAAAGUUACUGUAUCACCUCCCGGCAGCGAUCUUAACCAUUCACAAGACGUUGUUCAACCAGAUGUGGAGCAAAAUCCGUUGGAAGUACGAAACGGUCUGUUCUCACGCCGCAGGGAAAUUGCCACAUCACCAAAGACAUCAUUUGAGGAACCAUCAGACUCAUACACCCGCUUGAGCACGCUGUUGCUUCUCCCACCACUCAUGGAGGAAGACAUAUUCGCCAGUUCCUGUGAACCACUUGAGCACGAAACAAUAACGACGUCUCAAUACCGCUUCUUGUCCCGAGAAAGUCGCUGCUCGCGCUUCCGUCGGCCUCUCCCUACAGUGAAUGAGAUCCCAAGGCUAGAAUGA
Trichoderma virens Gv29-8 is the source of this 1233-nucleotide messenger RNA. RefSeq lists its product as uncharacterized. The transcript has 2 exons. The record is from RefSeq and is a predicted model, not a curated record. Lineage: Eukaryota; Fungi; Ascomycota; Sordariomycetes; Hypocreales; Hypocreaceae. Bases 1 to 1233 code for a protein of 410 amino acids.